UAUGAAUGUUAAUAAAAAGGAUGUUGGUUAUUAUUUUAAAUUUGGGAGUAGUCCAAUAAAAUUAGUAAAAGGAUUAUUGGAAGAGAAUGGUUUUAAGGAAAGUAAUGAUAAAAAUUGGACAUUGUAUUGGUCAUCAUGUGCAAUAAAAUCUGAAGUUUAUACAAAUCUAUUUGCUUAUUAAAAAGUUUGUCAUUUUCCAAAAUCAUAUGAAAUGACUCGUAAAGAUUUGAUGCAUCGAAAUAUAUCAAAAAUGUAAAUAAAUCAUGGGUUUAUAAAUUUUAAUUUUAUACCAAAAACAUACAUUUUACCAAUAGAGAUGAGUUAUUUUUUAGAAGAGCAUGAGAAAAUAAAAAAUAAUAAUCCUGUUUAUAUAUGUAAACCACAUGCUAGUUCUUAAGGGAAAGGUAUCUUUAUAACUGAUAAAAUAUAAGAUGUAAAUUUAAAUUAAAUUUAGAUUUUGAAUAAAUAGAAUGCUAAUAAUUCCUAUGUAGUUUCACAUUAUAUAGAUAAACCAUUAUUAAUAAACAAUUUGAAAUUUGAUUUAAGAAUAUAUGUUGCUCUAACAUGUAUAAAUCCAUUAAGAAUAUACAUAUAUUAAGAUGGUUUAGCAAGAUUUGCUACAGAAGCUUAUAAUCCAGAUUCUGUAAAAUAGAAUAGAUUUGUUCAUUUAACUAAUUAUUCUGUAAAUAAAGAUUCUCCUAAUUUUGUUGCAAAUUAAGAUCCCACUUUAGAUUAUGUUGGAAGUAAAUGGAGUUUAUUAGCUUUAAGAGAAUAUUUAAAAUUAAAUAAAAUAAAUGAAGUAUUUAUUAUGUUAAAAAGUUUAGUAAUAAAUAUUUGAAAGAAUUGAAGAUUUAAUAAUUAAGACAAUAAUAAGUGUUGAAAGUGCUAUAUUUUAAGCAUGUGAAAUGAAUGUACCAUUUAGAUCAAAUUGUUUUUCUUUAUUUGGAUUUGAUGUAUUAGUAGAUUAAUUUUUGAAACCAUGGCUUUUGGAGGUCAAUUUUUCUCCUUCACUUAAUAUUGAUGCUCCAUUAGAUCUCAAAAUUAAAGGAGAAAUGUUAGCAGACCUAUUUACACUUAUAGGAAUAGUACCAUUAGUAAACUUCAUUAUGAUUAAAGGAUUAAAGAUUUUCAUAAGAUUUAUCUUAUGUUAGAAAUUAAAGCAAUUAUGAUAUUAAGAAACACUAAUUAGAAUUUGAAAAAUACAUUAUAAAAGAGACAGAAGAAGAAAUGAAAAGAAGUAG
Molecule: messenger RNA, 1241 nt
Organism: Paramecium sonneborni
Lineage: Eukaryota; Ciliophora; Oligohymenophorea; Peniculida; Parameciidae
Source: the annotation of a GenBank genome assembly